This is a messenger RNA of Penicillium diatomitis, 609 nucleotides long. RefSeq lists its product as uncharacterized. Bases 1 to 609 code for a protein of 202 amino acids. NCBI's taxonomy places the organism in Eukaryota, Fungi, Ascomycota, Eurotiomycetes, Eurotiales, Aspergillaceae. The record is from RefSeq and is a predicted model, not a curated record. The transcript has a single exon.
AUGGAAAUCUCACUAAUUAAGCAGUCAAUUCCUAUUGUCGAGAAAUUGUUACGACAAGAAGAGGAGUCGAAACGCUAUCAAACUACUCUGGAAACAAGAAUUUAUGAUGAUUCGCUUGCCUAUCAGAGACUGCAAGCGUAUUGUUCGAAGAUAGAACGGGCUAUGGCAGGAAUACAGUACCAAAAGUCGCAGGUAGACUUCUCUCUAGCUCACACUGCCGAGACCUGUCGAACAUUGGCAUACGACCUUUCUACUGAGAGAACAAAGACACGGAAUCUGGCCUCUCAACUCCAGCAAUUAUACCCUGCAAUUGAUGCUUGGGUUAAUGAUUCGCUACUCAAAUUGCCCACAACUGAGUCCGCCCAUUCGGUUGAUGUUGAGCAUUUGGUCGCUCAGAACCAGCAGCAGAAAAAUUUGAUUCAGAAACUGCAAAACGAAGCGAAAGCUCGAGAGGAUGCUAUCGAUCAGUUGAAAGAGACUUUGAAACAUACAGAGGAAGAGCUGUACGUUGCCAAUUGUUUGCAACAACUCGGAUCAAGCGAUGUGGAACCAAUGGAAGAGAUCGACAGCCCAUUCUCAGCCCAGUCCUCUGUCGAUAUAGUAACUUAA